AUGGGCAAAGCCGGCCGAAUAGCCUGCAUAACCAUCCCCUGGGCCCUGACAGUAGCCUCCUUCCUCUGCCUCAUCCUAAUCGAGACCUCGGGCUGGACCAACACGACCUCAACAUCGCAAUUCUACUUCCUCCAAGCCGACUUCCGCAACCUCUCCACCGCCUCCGCCUCCAACCUCGCCAACACCACCACCCUGACCGCCGCCCUCGAACUCGCCCAAUCUGAAAACCAACUAGCGAAACUCUACCAGAUCCAUCUGUGGAAUUACUGCAGCAGUAGCAAGACCGAUGGAAGCAUAGAUUUCUGUUCGAAGAAGGAGAGUCAAUUCGUCUUUGAUCCCUUAAGUGUCUGGGGUCUGAACGGGACGAAUGCCACAUCCUCUUCCUCCGACAGCGCGGCGGCGAAUAAUGUCGUCCAAUCCGAGAUCAAUCAGGCAAAGGAUAGUGCGGAGGGGUUGGAGAAUAAACUGCUAGGCAAGAGUGGGAAAGCGGCUCUGGACACCUACAGACACGUGGCGAAGUGGAUGUUCAUCGCAUACGAAAUCUCCUUCUGGACGACGUUGGCGACGAUUGUGUGUGGCAUCCUCGCCAUCUUCAGUCGAUGGGGCAGUUUCUUCACCUGGUUGUUUAGUAUCGCCUCCACCUUCUUCACCUUCGCCUCCGUCCUAACCAGCACCAUCCUCUUCGGCACCCUAACCGGCGCCCUCGAAGCCCUCCUGCACCCCUACAACAUCAAAUUAUCCCUAGGCACACACUCCCUAAUCCUAAACUGGCUCUCCGUCGCCUUCUCCCUCGGCGCCACGGCCUUCUGGCUCCUAAGCAUCUGCUGCUGUUCCGGGCGCUCGAACCCACAUCAUCGGAGCAAUAAGGGCGGGUUGUGGAAUGCGGAGCCCAAGGGGCAGGGGUAUGGGGAUUAUAAUGCUGGAAGUGGAAGGGGAAGGGGGUUGAGGGUGGAGAAGACGGGGGGUGGGUAUGAGAGGGUUUCGUCCCCGUAUCUCGGGGAUGGUGGUGGUGGUGGUGGGGGGGAGGGGGAUCGGGUGCCGUUGCAGCCGUAUCCCCAGCAGCAGCAGCAGCAAGGGGGGCAUUAUAGGCAGCAGAGUGGCGCUUUUGAGCCUUAUAGACAUCACUGA
This is a messenger RNA of Recurvomyces mirabilis, 1128 nucleotides long. RefSeq lists its product as uncharacterized. Gene Ontology annotation, biological process: fungal-type cell wall organization. Gene Ontology annotation, cellular component: plasma membrane; cell cortex of cell tip. NCBI's taxonomy places the organism in Eukaryota, Fungi, Ascomycota, Dothideomycetes, Mycosphaerellales, Teratosphaeriaceae. The record is from RefSeq and is a predicted model, not a curated record. The coding region runs from base 1 to 1128 and encodes 375 amino acids. The transcript has 2 exons.